AGAUGGCCAAUCAAGCGCAUAACCUUCUUUGAGGCGGUGUUUUGGUUUUUCCGGGAGUGGAUUUUCGACUAUUAUUCAUAGAAAAUGCGUCUUUCAUUGGUGUGCCUGUUCAAGAAGACAGUCAAUGGUCACAUCUUCAGGGGAAAGUAUCGUCUCGUGAAGCCAGUGUCGAGGAAAGCAAUGGAAACUCUUCGGGCGCAAUAUAAUGUCAUGGAGCAAAACAUGCUGUACCUUCGCAAUCCCUACUUGACUGUCGAAGAAUCCCAUGGACAUACAAAAGAUCUAGGGAAAAAUCCGGCGAAGAUCCAGAAGUGGCUAGAUCAGGCUCUGGAAGUUAAGAAGGCGAAGAAACCUCAUGUUACCGUUGAACAGCGCCUGGCUUGUCUGAAGACUGCAGAGGGGUGGGAGUAGACUCCCAGAAAGCUUAAUAUAGUUCUAAAUCUUGUAAAUUUCUUGAAAAUAAAUUUAUUAGGA
Messenger RNA from Phlebotomus argentipes, 474 nucleotides. RefSeq lists its product as uncharacterized. Gene Ontology annotation, cellular component: mitochondrial ribosome. Gene Ontology annotation, biological process: mitochondrial translation. The coding region runs from base 85 to 411 and encodes 108 amino acids. The record is from RefSeq and is a predicted model, not a curated record. The transcript is spliced from 2 exons. Gene Ontology annotation, molecular function: structural constituent of ribosome. NCBI's taxonomy places the organism in Eukaryota, Metazoa, Arthropoda, Insecta, Diptera, Psychodidae.